Molecule: messenger RNA, 2503 nt
Organism: Amyelois transitella
Lineage: Eukaryota; Metazoa; Arthropoda; Insecta; Lepidoptera; Pyralidae
Product: integrin alpha-PS4
Exons: 22
Coding region: 546-2492 (648 amino acids)
Biological process (GO): integrin-mediated signaling pathway; cell-cell adhesion; cell adhesion mediated by integrin
Cellular component (GO): integrin complex; external side of plasma membrane
Molecular function (GO): integrin binding
Source: RefSeq, a predicted model, not a curated record
UUUUGGAUGGAAGACCCUUGUUGAUGAAGAGAAUAAUUUAGCGUUUUUAUCCAAACCUGCAUCACCGGAUUUACAUGGUGAUAUUGUCCAUUUGAGGGUGAAUGUGGGAAAUUUAUUGGGUCCAAUGAGAUCCUUGGUUUUAGAUGAAGAUAAUGCAAAAGAUGAGAGAAAAAUGUAUUAUCAGAAUAUGUUUCGGAAUCAUCGCAAUUUGGGUACUGCAAUGGCUUUGGGUAAAUUUUGGCAUACGGAUACCAAUAGUAUGAUCUACGCGUUUAGCUUCACAAGUAAAGACGUCGACGGAGGGGUGAUGUUUCUGACAUACGACCAUGAAAAUUUAAUACUUAUCAUGAAAAAUUCUAAAUCGCCGGUGCAAUUGGAGUACUCGGACGAUUACGGUUUCAUACCGAAAAACACAAUGUACGGUGCUGCGCUUUGUGGUGCCAGACUAAAUAAUGACAGUUUUGCAGAUCUGGUAGUAGGUGCGCCGGCGCAACCUGGCCUUUCUGCAACAGACAUAGAGCUUGGUGCAGUACAUAUGUAUUUAUAUGGGAGCAUAUAAAAAAGAAGACUUUAUAAAACGAAAAUUAACAAUAAUGAGCGUUAAUGAGGAAUCAAGAUUCGGCACGAGUAUUAUUGCGAAUGAUUUGGACGGCGAUGGCCUACAAGAAAUAUUUGUAAGUGCCCCUUAUCAAGGCGAUGGAGUUUUAUAUGUAAUAUCUGGAUAUGAAAUUAACAUGAAGAUAAAUGAUCAAGCGUCGACUGUGGACGUAUCUGAUUUUGAGGACAUACAGAUUAUAAAGCGAGAUGACUUUAAACUGUUCGCUUUUAGUGUGGCUGCAGUGGGGGACUUGGAUAAUAAUGGAUGUGAUGAAUUGGCAGUAGGCGCUCCUGGAAGUGAUAAAGUUAUUAUACUUCGAUGUAUUCCUACCGUCACUAUAAAAGCCACAGCUGAACUUGUUGGUCAUAAGAUAGUCCCGGAAUCAGUGAAUGAAUUCAAGAUAAAUGUUUGUAUCAAAAUGGAAUAUAAGUCGGAAGUGAAGGAAAUUGCUGCAAAAAUACUUUUGGAAAAUACAAUAACCGGUGCUGGAGCAACGCGAGCGAAUAUAAAAUAUGAUCCAAAGUUAAAGUUAAUAGACAUAAGUAACAAACAGAAGAGUUAUUGUUAUCAUGUAAAUGUUACAGUCGUUGGAAACGAGCCGGGUCUUUACAAAUUCAAGUCCGAAGCCAAAUUAAUCACUGAAGGAUUACAAAAAGAUGUUUUCAACGUAUCUUGGGUAAGGGCUGGCCCGUAUAGUAAUUUAGUUAACACUAAACUUAUUGAGCGCGGUUGUUCGGGCGAUGAUUGCAUAUACCAUUGGAAAGUGGAAUUCCUCUGGUCCGAUGGUGAAAUCAAAGAUGGAUACAAAUAUAAUAUCGGUUCGAAUGUUGACGAGACUUUGACAAUCCUUAUAAAGAAUGAAGGGAGAGUUGCAUACACCGCCUGCGCAGUUAUUAAUGUACUGGGCGCGCCAGUCGACCAAUUAGAUUGUCCUAAUAUUGCAGAGGCAUAUGUUUGUCGAUUACCAGCUGGAUUUAUGAAGAAUUCUACGCGUGAUAUUCAAAUAAAACUAAAAACAAGUAGAUUGAAAAAUGAUUUCACUGGUUUGAAUGUAACCGUGAGUUUGUUUAACGAUUGCGAUGAAAAGAAGACUGUGCUUUCGAAACAGUUUCUACUGGACUACCGAUUCAUUACCGAUACAGUUUCAGUUACAGGCGCCUCAUUAACUCGUGGCAUUACAGAGAAAACAAUGAAAAGCAAUACAGAAUCAAUUGAUAUAAUUAAUGAAUAUAAGAUAUCGAACAAAGGAACUAUUUUGUGGAAAAAUAUUCAAAUUACAAUUUCAAUAAAGGAAUCCAGUUUAAUAAAAGAGAUAGUGGUUACAUCUGAAAAACUGAAAUGUAAAACAAACGACCUAAUGUCUAAGAUAUGCAGUUUGGAUUUGCUACCCUCGUCGACUGUUCAGAUAAUCAUAACUGCCGUGGUUUUAAAGAGAGAUAUAGAGGUGCUACUAAUGACAAAUAUAUUAAAAAUAACGAGUGAAUUGUCAUUGACUCUAUUUCCCACAUCGAUCACAAAAACUGCGAGCGCUACGUCUGAACCGGUUUUCGAAAAAGAUUCUUCUAUUGGUCAAAAUAAGACUGUUAUUAUAUUGAUAGCUGUAUUGAUUGCUAUAAUACUAUUAGUUGCAUUCAUUUAUGUACUGUUCAGAUUUGGAUUCUUCAGAAGAAAGCAGAAAGAAGAACUACAGGCAGAAAUAAGAAGAAGGAGUUUUAAGAGAUCAACUGCAUCAUCACAUCAAGAUGUCUCUCUCAUAGAAGUUGAUGAUGAUGAGACAAACGACGAUGCCUUCCUUUGUGGAACAUCGUCUAAUUAUACACGUGCUUCCCAACGGUCCAAGACAAUGGAUGGAUCAGACAACGCUGCAGCUAACAAGUCUGAUGUAUUAGAAUAAAUGUUACGACG